UAUAGUCAAUUGUGAUUGUGAUUGUGAUAGUCAAAGUCUCGAACUCGAACCUCGAACCAUGACUUAGCCUCACAAUUUUGAGGUAUUUAUUUGGUAUUUUUCUCAUAAAAAUGACCAAAUAACACGUCAGUUUUAAAUAAAAUGUUUAAAAAAUGGAAGCAGAAAUAAUGUGUAUUCUUUAAAAUAACCGUGAGUUAAUAACAAAAUGAAUGUAUUUGUGAUAAUAAUAUCAAUUCUUGUAUCUGUGAUAUGUGUCUUGCUAGCUUUAGUUCAACAUUAUUAUUUUAUUACUAAGUUUUAUAAGAAACCAUCAAUCAAGUAUAACUCUCCUGAAUUUGAAGAUCUGAUUCCUUCACAUGACAAAAAGGUCUUUGAAUUAGGGUAUCCUAUAAAUGUGGAAACCUAUGAAGACACAGUAUUAAAUGAUUUGACAUCAGCUUUAAACUCUCAACCAAAGGAACAUAGUGAUACUGUUAAGAUUAUGGAUAGAAGUAAAAGAAAAAUGGGAACAGAUUCAGAAGUAUAUAAUACUAUUCAAGCAGCUUUAGCUUUUAAAAUGGUUGGUAAAAAUAACAAAGCUAUGAAACUAUUUGAGCAUGCUAGUGCUAUGGCUCCAGAUAACGCUGAUGUCUUAAACUGGUAUGGAGAAUUCUUGGAACAACAACACCAUGAUGUUGUAACUGCUGAUGAAUUAUAUUUUAAAGCAUUAACAUAUUCCCCAGAUCACAAAGCUGCUUUGUCAAAUAGAAAACGCACAGCUCCUGUUGUUGAUAGACUUGACUAUAAGCUUUUCAAAGAAAUUGAUAAUUUAAAAAACGUUCUCAAGGAUCGUAUGAAAUUAGAUAACUUUGAUAGUGUAAAAAAACAAGCGUAUUAUCUACAUAUUUAUCAUACUGUGGGAAUUGAGGGUAAUACUAUGACAGUUGAACAGUUAAGGUAUGUUCUAGAAACAGGUCAUGUAGUAAGCGGCAAAAGUUUGCUUGAACAUAAUGAAAUAUUGGGACUAGAAAAAGCAAUGCAGUAUGUGAAAUUAUUAACAAGAACUGACUAUAUUGGUAUUAAGGAAAUUUUAGGAAUACAUAGAAGAGUAAUGGGACAUGUAGAUCCUAUAAAAUCAGGUGUCUUCAGGGAUGAAAAGGUUUUCAUUGGUAGUCAUAUUCCUCCUCCUCAUGGAGAAAUUCCAGUAUUAAUGGAAAAUUAUAUAGAUUGGCUUAAUUCUGAGGAAGCUCACAGCAUGCAUCCUGUUAGAUAUGCAGCCUUAGCUCAUUAUAAACUGGUUGAUAUUCAUCCCUUUGUUGAUGGAAACGGACGCACAAGUAGACUUAUAAUGAAUCUAAUUCUUCUUAAAGCUGGAUAUCCACCAGUUAUGAUUUUAAAGGAACAAAGGGAAAAAUAUUAUGAUGCCCUGAAGACUGCCAACAUGGGAGAUGUAAAACCAUUUGUCAGAUUUGUGGCCCAAUGUACUUUACAAAUUCUAGAUAUGUAUCUUUAUGGAACAAGAGCAUUGUCCAUUGAUGGGCCUGAACAUCAGCUCAUGGAGUUUUAAUAUUUUUAAUCAUUAAUUUUCCCUCCGAAAGCCAAAUUUUAUUUAAUGGGCAUUUAAAAGUUUCCAAUGUAAAUUAAUUUUUCAAUAUAUCUAAAUCUAGUUACAGGUUUAUUAAAAAUAUCUCUGAUUAAAAUUUUAUUUUGUUCUUAAAGUAUUUAUUUUUGUUAUAAUAUAUUAAAUUAGUAUAUGUUAAUGAUAUUUUUGUAAAACUGAAGUUAAUAAAAAAUCUUUAAUAAAAGA
Messenger RNA from Sitophilus oryzae (rice weevil), 1786 nucleotides. RefSeq names its product protein adenylyltransferase Fic (gene Fic). The transcript has 5 exons. The record is from RefSeq and is a predicted model, not a curated record. Lineage: Eukaryota; Metazoa; Arthropoda; Insecta; Coleoptera; Curculionidae. Gene Ontology annotation, molecular function: protein binding. The coding region runs from base 206 to 1546 and encodes 446 amino acids.